AUGAGCGGCGGCGGCGGCGGAGGGGGAGCCAGGGGACCGUCGGGGCCCGUGCCGGUGUCCGCGAGGAAGCUCGUGCAGGGGCUCAAGGAGAUCGUGAACCGUCCCGACGCGGAGAUCUACGCGGCGCUGCGGGAGUGCGACAUGGACCCCGACGAGGCGAACCGCCUUGAGUUUGUAACUCGCAAUUUUACGAGAACUAAUGAAAAUUGUGAGAGAUGCUAUUCACUCGUAUAUAGCUCACAUAUUGUUGAUCUUUCUCCAGAUACUUUUCAGGAGGUAAAGAGCAAGCGUGAUAAGAAAAAGGAGGUUAAAGAAACCCCAGAGCCAAGAUCUCGAGGAGCAAGUAACUCCAGUCGAUCCAGUAGAGGUGGUGGGGACCGUGCUGGACGAAGCAGUUCAGUUCAGUCUGGAUCCAGUGGCACUGAUUAUAUGGCUUCAAGGUCAUCAAUAUUGGGACCUGCUGUGCCAGCUACGAAUGCCAUGCAGAAGCCAACAGUUCCUAGUCUGUCCACAAACAAAGAUGUGGUUCCUAAUGGAUCAGUUGGAGCACCACAAUCAUCAUCUGGUUUUCAGCACAAUUGGUUUGGGGUGCCAGGUCAGAUGUCAAUGGCUGAUAUAGUGAAAAUGGGAAGGCCUCAAGUGAAGUCUUCUGGCAAGCCUAUGGUUGCAGCAGACACAUCAUAUGCUGGUCAAACCCCAUCUUUAUCUAGCUCUGUAAACCAGAACUCGAAACAAUCUGCAAGCACAGCCCUACCAACUAAUUUUGACCAGGGCUUUCCUGCUCUCCCAGACCCUAUUCCACAUACUGUGAACUCUAGUCAUGGUUCUGCUGGGAACAACCAUACACAUGAGAAUGAUUGGUUUCCUCAGGAUGAGCCGCCAUCUGGAGCUCAGUCCACAGGCAUUGAUGCAUCUGGUGACCAGUCGCUAUCUGUGGCAUCACUGGACCAAUCUGUGUUGGUUGCCGAUGCUGCUUACUCACAAGAAAAUUCUCAUGCAGAAGAGAACAACUCCACUGCAGCUAAAGCAACACUGUCUUCCGAAAGACACUUGGAAAUUGUGGAGGAGGACAAUCAUUUCAACGAUGGGUUAUUGCAGAACUCAAGUGCUUACCAGGCUCAAGUGCAUUCCUAUGUUGAUAAUGAAGAAUCAGCUGCGGCAAACUUUCAGCAUUUAAGCCUACAGAAUGAAGAUAUAGCUGCAACCAAGUCUGCUGAAGAUAACCCUGCGGUUAUACUCCCUGAUCAUCUACAAGCUGCAAAUGCAGACUGUGCUCAUUUAAGCUUUGGUAGUUUUGAAUCUGGUGCCUUCUCUGGCUUGCUUUCAUCAAAGGUCCCAAAAGGCAGUUUGGAGGACGAAGAGGUGCAUAUUCCAGAUGAAUCCCCAUCAGUUAAUCGAAUAGAUGUCAGGAAUCAAGAUUACUAUGACAACGAUGCUCUAAAUUCUUCAGCAAAUGAGGAUGUUGAGACAAGAAUUGGUACUAACCUGGAUAGCAUUGAUGGACCUUCAGUUUCAGAGUCUGAUGUACUGAGGCAGGGGGGCAUAGAUGUGCCUGGUCUUCAAUAUGACCUGCCAUCAGUUUCAAGUCAUGCAUAUUCAAACACAACACAGCCAAGUACAAUGGAAGACCCACAAGGAAACACACAUGCACAACCCCUUUCCCAUUUUUCUGGCUUGCUGCAAGCAAAUACUCUACCCAAUAACUUGUUGGGGUCAAAUCUUACCCCUCUUCGGGAGUUUGACUUCUCACAGUUGCUUCAGACACAGUCAGCUACAAAGUAUAACCCAUCUGUUGCACCUAAUAAUCUGCCAGCAAUCUCCAUGCAAGAGACUUUAAAACCAGGAGGCUUCCCCAACACUCAGUCUACGCAACAUGUUCCCAGUACAAGCAUUCCGUCGGGUCUUCCUCUCCCACAACAAUUGCCUGUAUACUCUCAGCCAACUCUGCCUCUUGGGCCUUUUACCAGCCUGGUUGGCUAUCCAUAUUUGCCUCAGAACUAUUACCUACCAUCAGCGGCCUUCCAGCAAGCGUACUCAAGUAAUGGGCCUUUCCAUCAAUCUGCUGCUCCUGCUGUGCCUGGAGCUGGUAUGAAGUAUUCGAUGCCACAAUACAAGAGCAGCCCUCCUGCUUCGAGCCUACCACAGCCAUCAUCACUCUCUGGUUAUGGAGGGUUCGGAAAUGCAAAUAAUAUCCCUGGAAAUUUCAACCUAAAUCAGGGUGCUCCCUCUGCGCUCACGACUUUGGGAUUUGAUGAAGCUUUAGGCACACAAUUCAAAGACCCCAAUCAUUAUGCAGCUCUACAGCAGAGUGAUAAUUCGGCAAUGUGGCUUCAUGGAGGCGCUGGUUCAAGAACAGUUUCUGCAGUUCCGCCUGGUAACUUCUAUGGUUUCCAGGGCCAGAGCCAGCAGGGUGGCUUCCGCCAGACACAUCAGCCCUCUCAAUACGGUGGUCUUGGAUACCCAAGCUUCUACCAGUCGCAGGCCAGUCUGCCACAGGAGCACCCCCAGAACCCCACCGAGGGAAGCUUGAACAAUCCCCAGGGGGUUCCAUCCCAGCCAUCGCAUCAGCUCUGGCAGCACAGCUACUAA
This is a messenger RNA of Miscanthus lutarioriparius, 2589 nucleotides long. NCBI's taxonomy places the organism in Eukaryota, Viridiplantae, Streptophyta, Magnoliopsida, Poales, Poaceae. The record is from the annotation of a GenBank genome assembly.